Molecule: messenger RNA, 660 nt
Organism: Nicrophorus vespilloides
Lineage: Eukaryota; Metazoa; Arthropoda; Insecta; Coleoptera; Silphidae
Exons: 2
Coding region: 1-660 (219 amino acids)
Source: RefSeq, a predicted model, not a curated record
AUGGAGUUCGAAGACAACGACUUCUUCGCCACGAACAUUAAGAUAAUUAAGCUGAGCGGAGUUUGGGUGGGCAGCGAGAGGGAUCAUCCUUUCCUUCGGGGUCUCUACAAGCUCUACAACAUCGUCAUUGUCAUUUACUUCGUGUUCCUCUUUACGCCUUUCGAGUUUAUGGUACUUAACGAAACCGUAUCCAGCUUGCCGGAUCUAAUGAAGAACCUGAACAUGGGAAUGACACAUGCUCUGGCUACGAUCAAAGUCUACAUAUGGUUUUCGAAGCGUACCACAAUCCUGAACAUAUGUAACACGCUCAGCAGGAAUACUAAGGCUGAGAAAAUCGGGGAUUUCGAUCCAGAGAAAAUUACCAGGGAGGAUAAAGUCGUCAAGCAAAUGGCGACGCUGGGGUUCUUUUCGGUCGCCUGUUGCGUGGGCAGCUCAUCUAUGCUCUCCUCGUUUUAUACUCUCAUGUUCCAUUCUGAGGAUGAAUACAUUUAUGUUACUGAUGAAAAUAAUGUCACUACCUACAUCUAUGAUCAGCAGUUGCCUUAUUCUAGUUACAUACCUUGGGACCAUAAGAAAAAUAUAUUCAACUUUUCUUGUGCCACGGCUUUCCAAUGCAUUGCUGUACUAUAUUCUGCUUUUAUUAUUGUUGGGCAGCUGUGA